Messenger RNA from Lycium ferocissimum, 870 nucleotides. RefSeq lists its product as uncharacterized. NCBI's taxonomy places the organism in Eukaryota, Viridiplantae, Streptophyta, Magnoliopsida, Solanales, Solanaceae. The transcript has a single exon. The record is from RefSeq and is a predicted model, not a curated record. The coding region runs from base 23 to 460 and encodes 145 amino acids.
UGCAAACAAACAAAGCCAAGUCAUGUGGGACUGGUUGUGCUUCUGCUUCUCUUUCAACUCAAACAACAAAUAUUACCAAGACAACCCCUCUUCCCAGAAUUUGCUCCCACUUCAACAUGAUCAGAAUCACCCAAUUCAAUCCCUAUCUCCUUUUUCCCUUUCCACUAUGAUUUUCACGUCUUGGCUAAGUCGUCGCCGCUUCCGUCGCUACUUGUGUCUCUUUCUUUGCUCUCCUUUUCUUCUUCCUCUUUUUUGUGCCACGUGUCCUGUCAUCUGUGCUGCUGAAAUUUGCUACAGGAUAUGCCGUCGUCGUCGAUCGUCCUGGAAAUCAGGGGAGGGGAGUAGUGUAGAUGGAAGUGAUCCAGGGACAUUCUUGUUGCAGAGGUAUCUGGAUGAUCAACUGCUUCUUGUCAUUGAAUCUGUGUAUAGUUGUGGAGAUGAAGAUGGAAUUGAUGUGUAAGUUAUAUAUAAUAGAAACCCUCUUUUGCAAUAACAUAAGAGAUCCAGACAUCUUUUUUUUUAUCACAUAGUGGCUAGAGGGAGGAAAACUGAAGAAGGGAACUACAAGAUGGGAAUGGAAUCUUCACCAACGAGCUAAAAGUUCAGGUACCUAACGAACUGAUCUACUGCAAUCCUCCUUAUGGAGAUCUUUGUUUCCACUCUUAUCUUAGUUUUUCCUUUUGGUUUUGUAUAGAAAGUCAACAUUGACAAUUGUAAUUCUUACUAUUAUCAAAAGAACCGAAAAUAGAGUAGUUUUGGGGUUUGUAAAUUGUAAUCUUCGGUAUUCUCAAUUCUGUUCGAAGGAAACGGAUCACUUUCCUAUGAUAUCUGUCUCUGUUAAAUAUAUAUCAAAUAGAAGUUUUAAUUAUG